Meloidogyne enterolobii is the source of this 865-nucleotide messenger RNA. The record is from the annotation of a GenBank genome assembly. NCBI's taxonomy places the organism in Eukaryota, Metazoa, Nematoda, Chromadorea, Rhabditida, Meloidogynidae.
GCGGAUGGCCUCAAUAGAAGAAGAGGGUAACAACAUUCAUCAAAAGCAACAACCCCCCUCAACUAUUGGACGUGCCCAACAGCAAAACAAAGUGCCAUCAGCACUUCGCCCCUUGCUGGAGGCAUUUGCUCGCGAAACGUUACGAUCUCAGCCAGCUGAUUUGGUUAAAUUUGGGUGUUGCUUUUUUAAUACACUUGACAAACAUUGUGAAAUAAAAACUCCAAACGGAAUCGAAAAUUUAUUGAGUGGAAAUAAAUCAGCUUAUAAUUUAUUUCGAAUUGAUUUACAAGAAAACUUCCAAUUAAUUACAAAAACGGCCAAUUCAAAUUUAACAAAAAACGGCGGUGGAGGGGGGUCCCCAGUUAAUUGCUCUCGCCGCCACAACAAUCAACAAAGGCCUAAUAGUCCAAUGGACAUUGCUGCAACUAAAAUACAAGCUGCAUUUCGUGGGCAUUUGUUACGCUCUCACCCAGAAAAGUUUGGCUUGGACUCUACCAAAAUCAACGGAAUUUGCCAACGGCAAAGAAUGCGUCGAAAUUCGAAUGAACGACUGGCUUUAUUUGAUAAUCGAAAAGAUUUAAAACGUCAUUCUGUUGGUGGUUAUAGCCACGCCCAACAAUUAACAGCAUCCCCUGAAGACCGUGCAGCAACUAAAAUCCAAGCGGAAAUUCGUGGGUAUUUAACUCGAAAACAUAUAGAAAAUGAAAAGAAACAAAACCAGACUGCCGCUACAAAAAUACAGGCACAUAUUCGCGGGUAUUUAACGCGUAAACACUUGGAAGAAAAAGGUGUUUUAGUUAGCCCUCCACGUUCUCGAACUUCUACAAAUGCACGUUCUGAAAUUAAAAAUGGAAUUGAUUUUUGA